Messenger RNA from Bombus huntii, 2155 nucleotides. RefSeq lists its product as uncharacterized. The transcript has a single exon. Bases 490 to 1350 code for a protein of 286 amino acids. NCBI's taxonomy places the organism in Eukaryota, Metazoa, Arthropoda, Insecta, Hymenoptera, Apidae. The record is from RefSeq and is a predicted model, not a curated record.
CUUUUGAGCGAAACUAUUCACAAAAUUUGAGAAAAAAUCUUGGACGAAGUUUGAUAUAGUAGAGAGAAGUUAACGAUACUACAAUCGAUAUAUCUAACGCAUUUUCUUGGAGUAAUUCAGCGUUUAUAACUACACGCUGCAAAUUAUCCUUUGCUUUCUGAACAUGAACUCUAGACGUACGCUCGCAUUAACGUAACACGUAACAUGAUUCAACAUCAAAGAGCUACAGAAAUAUUUAUUUUACCUUGUUUGUACCACAGUAUCAAGUAUCUAUGUAUCGAUUCUCUAGGUCAUAAGGUACUCUUACUCAAACUUCCUAAAAGUAUUCCAUCGCUUACAUUACAGUAGACCAUAAUCAUGGACAUUUUAUCACAGACCCUUCAUAAAUUUUAAUAAGCAAAAUAUCAAUCGUUAAAUUAUGCGCAUUCUUAUUAUUCGUUUGAUUUACCACGAGCAAUAUUUAGCAAUAAAUAACAUUCGGGUGUGAUCAUGCUGGGAUUGAUCUUUCGCGGCGUGUUUCUCAUUGGUAUACUCACCUGGUACAGCACCAGCGUGUGGAAAAUGAUCGACAGUUACUUCAGAGACCAGUUCCGGAGCUACUUGGAGGAAGAGUAUCGAAAGAAUCCGCGAAUGAGGUCCGACGUACAAGCUGACUCGGUCGAUAAGACCAAUUCCGCGGUUACCACGCCACACCCCGAUCCGCCUGUGGAGCCAUCGCGGGAGAUUCUCGAAGCUGUCGAAACGAUUGCGCGUGCGGUCGAAGCUGCAGAAAAUGAUUCUGUGGAAACGAAUGGGGAGCCACAGGUGACAGGUGGCACCAGUGAAAACGAGGCCGCCGCAGGGGGAUCUACCGAUAAAAAUGCAUUCCUGGGAACUGUCGCGGAAUCGGAGCUGGAAAGAAGGAAGUCGACCGAGAAUGAACAGGAUUCUCGACAACCUAUUAAUCACGACGACCGUGACCUCGAACGUCGCGAGAACGACGAUCGUCAUCGAUCAGUCUCCCGAGUGUCUAAGAGCACGGUUAAGAGAAUCAAAUACGACAGGAAGCUGGCCAUGUCUAGGGACAUUUUACGCGAGAAGCAAUUACCCAAAAGACGAAACGUGAAGACGAUCACGUUCAGUGAAAAGGAUUUUAAGUCGGUCAUCGGCAAUCACGUUUCCAAUGAUGAUUUUUGGGAGUUCGAGGAGGACGCGGAUGAAAAAGAACCACUAAAAGGUAUUUUGGUUUCCGAGCUACCGUUCAAACCUAGAGCGGAUAUAGGGGAUUUGGACAGGGUCACUGCUGAUGAAUACUGUCCCUUGAGCUUGGAAGAUGAAGCGUCUUGCGAUGAAACGUUCAAAUGGCCUUGAAGUCUUAUAAUGUUGAAACGUAGAUAAAUUUAAGAGGCACGUAGUAGUUAUAAAUUCUGUUCGUCCGAAUCAAUAGUGGAAAAAACUUGAUUGUUAAAGUUCUGGCUUUCGAGUAUCAACUGUGAUCUUUCGGAAGAAAUAUACCAAGUUUCGCUAGUAUUGCAAUUAGGUUCAAUGACACGCUCGUACCGAAUACCAGCGUUAAAAAAAGAAAAAAAAAGGAAAAACAGAGAAAAGAUAAUUCAUUAAAAAGGACGCGGAGAUUUCAAUUCUGAUAAUUAUAUUAUAUAGUAUGGUUUACGACGAAGUUAGCUAUAAUGGUCGUAAAGUUAGAGAUAUUUCUUUCAAAAGAAUACAGCUUGCGCUUGAAAAUUUCAAUUUUGCUAACUGAACGACAUCAAGCUGUGUAUACUUCAAAUCUUCGAUAUCAAAUAAGCGUCAGUUUUGAGUUGACGCAUUCAAAGAUAUACUAAUGUUUACAACAUAUCUACAUGUUAUAUAUAUGUUUAUUAACCCUUCCCGUGCUUAUUAAAAUAAUAAUAGAAAAAAGAAUUAUUCCAAUGAUUUGAACUUUUUGUAAAUAUAUCAUGAAAGUAAUUACUUCUUUCAUGAUACAGUACAAAAUUAAUUGUGUAUACGUCUACAUUAUUGUUUAUAUAAUAUCUCGUUUCUUCGAUGAUUUUGUUUUCAUCUACUCUUUUAUGUGUAUCCACGACAUAAUAAAAUUAAUUUAGGUAUAGGUAACACAUACUUAAAAAGUAUAUUAUACUAUAGCACCAUUAUAAAUAAAUGGUAUAUAUAUAUA